Molecule: messenger RNA, 1830 nt
Organism: Acanthosepion pharaonis
Lineage: Eukaryota; Metazoa; Mollusca; Cephalopoda; Sepiida; Sepiidae
Source: the annotation of a GenBank genome assembly
AUGUCGCUGGUCGACGCUCAUGGCUUCCGGUCUAUUAGUGACGUACCUUUGUUAAAUCCCCCCUUUCUCUCUCUCCCUCUCUCUCCCUCUCACUCUCUCCCUAUCCCUCUCUCUAACUCUAACUCUCUCUCCCUCUCGAUCUCUUUCUCCCUCUCUCUCUAUAUAUAUCCCUCUCUCUCCCUCUCUCGCUCUCUCUCUCCUUCUCUCUCUCCCUCUCGAUCUCUCUUUCUCCCUCUCCCCCUUUCCCUCUCGAUCUCUCCCUCCCUCACGAUUUCUCUCAUCUCCCUCUCGAUUCUUUUUCCCUCCCUUUCUUUUCUUAUCUCUCUCCCUCUCGAUCUCUUUCUCCCUCUCUCUCUCGAUCUCCCCUCUCUCUCUCUAUAUAUAUAUAUAUAUCCCUCUCUCUCAUUCUCGAUCUCUCUCUCUCCCUUCCUCUCGAUCUCUCUCUCCCUCACGAUUUCUCUCCUCUCCCUCUCGAUUCUCUUUCCCUCCCUCUCUUUUCUUCUCUCUCUCCCUCACGAUCUCUCUAUCCUUCUCUCUUCUCCUGUCUCUCCUCCCUCUCUCUCUCAUGCACCUUUUCUCAAACUUUUUAAAACAACUCAUCUCAAAAAUCUAUCUAUCUAUCUAUGUCAGUUCAAUUCUAUCUCCGUCGAUUCAUAUCUAUAUCAGCCAGUUCAAAUCUAUCUAUCUAUCUAUCUAUCUAUCUAUCUAUCUUUGACCGUCUAUUUUGAAAUUGAUUUGCCGUCAAGAUUUUGUUUGUUUGUUUCUUUCUUUCUUUCUUUCUUUCUUUCUUUCUUUCUUUCUGUUCCUUUUCUUGCUUUAAUUUUACUUCAUAAAGUUUCCAAGAGUGGCAUAUUUCCGACUUUGUUUUCCCGAAUUUUCCACUUUUGUCAUUCAUUUUCGAACAUUCUGUCAAUUUUUCACUCAGUUUUUCUUUCUUUCUUUCUUUCUUUCUUUCUUUCUUUCUUUCAUUUUAUUUCUCAGACAUUGAAACAGUGGCAUAUUUCGCACUUUUCCCUCUUUUGUCAUUUAUUUUCCCACAUACUCUCAACCUUUCCUUCUUUUAGGCUUUCUUUUCUUUCUUUCUUUUUCUUUUCUUUCAUUCUUUCAUUAUUUCUUUCUUUCUUUAAUUUUCUUUCGCAAACUUUGAAAAGCUUUCUUUCUUUCUUUCUUUCUUUCUUUCUUUCUUUCUUUCUUUCUUUCGUUUUAUUUUGUUUCUUGCUUUCAACCUGUCUGUUCCUUUUCUUUCUUUCUUUCUUUCUUUCUUUCUUUCUUUCUUUCUUUCUUUCUUUCUUUCGUUUUAUUUUGUUUCUUGCUUUCAACCUGUCUGUUCCUUUUCUUUCUUUCUUUCUUUCUUUCUUUCUUUCUUUCUUUCGUUUUAUUUUGUUUCUUGCUUUCAACCUGUCUGUUCCUUUUCUUUCUUUUUUUUCUUUUUCUUUCUUUCUUUCGUUUUAUUUUGUUUCUUGCUUUCAACCUGUCUGUUCCUUUUCUUUCUUUCUUUCUUUCUUUCUUUCUUUCUUUCGUUUUAUUUUGUUUCUUGCUUUCAACCUGUCUGUUCCUUUUCUUUCUUUCUUUCUUUCUUUCUUUCUCUCUUUCUUUCUUUCUUUCUUUCUUUCUUUCUUUCUUUCUUUCUUUCUUUCGUUUUAUUUUGUUUCUUGCUUUCAACCUGUCUGUUCCUUUUCUUUCUCUCUUUCUUUCUUUCUUUCUCUCUUUCUUUCUUUCUUUCUUUCUUUCUUUCUUUCUUUCUUUCUUUCUUUCUUUCUAGGCUUUGCAACAGUGACAUAUUCAUCCACUUUUUUCCCGAUGCAAAGACUAAAACAGCAAAGGGGAUAA